Messenger RNA from Bacidia gigantensis, 588 nucleotides. RefSeq lists its product as uncharacterized. The transcript has 2 exons. Lineage: Eukaryota; Fungi; Ascomycota; Lecanoromycetes; Lecanorales; Ramalinaceae. The record is from RefSeq and is a predicted model, not a curated record. Bases 1 to 588 code for a protein of 195 amino acids.
AUGGAUCUGACACCUCCUUCUACGCCCCCAACACCCCAUCCUAAUCCUCUCGCUGACGUCUUCUCUGACUCCCCCCUGCAUAUUCCCCGCUUACGCUCAAGGCAUGCGACGGCUGGCUAUCGCGCUGGCAUCUCCAGCUCAAAACAGAAACAUCUACAGCAAGGUUUCGAUGAGGGGUACUCAUUGGGCGCCGCUUUUGGUCUGAAGGUGGGUUGGCUUUUGGGUGCACUUGAGAAGUUAAGGGUCGCUCUCCACUCUAGGAAACCUGAGAAGGCAGGAGCGGGUGAAGAGGCGGAUAUAUUGGGACAGUCUAUGGAAGAAAUGAGGGUGGAAUUGACAUUAGAAUCGAUAUUCGGGAAGAAGUGGUGGGAUGGGGAAGGCUUGUGGCAGUAUGAAGUAAACACUAAAGCAGAAACGGAAGGACAAAUGGAUGCCAAAGGCAAUGAGAUAGUUUUCCGAGACGUAGUAGACUGUCAUCCUCUUGUGAGGAAAUGGAGUGAGGUCAUCGAGAAGGAGUUAGAGCUGGCUGGACUAAGCUGGCGAGUGUUUCACGGGGAAGAGUGGGAAGAGGGGAGAGUUGAAGGCUGA